Molecule: messenger RNA, 1411 nt
Organism: Neurospora crassa OR74A
Lineage: Eukaryota; Fungi; Ascomycota; Sordariomycetes; Sordariales; Sordariaceae
Exons: 2
Coding region: 1-1371 (456 amino acids)
Biological process (GO): regulation of transcription by RNA polymerase II
Molecular function (GO): zinc ion binding; DNA-binding transcription activator activity, RNA polymerase II-specific
Source: RefSeq, a predicted model, not a curated record
AUGCGGAGAAGUCAUCGGAAGUCCCGAAAAGGGUGUCUCGAGUGCAAGAGACGGCAUAUCAAGUGCGACGAAACACGACCGCGAUGCAUCAACUGCCAAACCGUUGAGAGAGAAUGUUCCUACCCCAUUCUGCCCGGGGCCGACACUGGCAGCGAUGAACUGGCCCGAUCCCCGGCCGAUCACCUUUCGGUAGCCGCAACCCCACCCUCCUCCGGCGCCGGGUCUGCCUCGGCCUCGGUAGCCUCUUUCUCCGGCGGUGGCUACGGUGGUUCCGCAUCCACCAUGCCCAUGCCGGACGUCACUCCCUUCCCAGUCCCCACGGGCUACCAAGACUCGGAACCGCCAUCGCCCAACGUCAACAUGGUGCACAUGGAGCUCCUCUACCACUUCACCACCGACGUCCUCUUCACCUUUGCUCCAUUCGGCGACUCGGCCCGCUCGCUCACCAUGAAUCACGCCCUCGGCGAGCCGUACCUCAUGUACCAGAUCCUGGCCCUCUCGGCCCGUCACCUAUCCGUCCUGCGCCCGCAUCGUGAAGCUUUUUACCACCACCACGCCAUCCAGCUGCAGACGCACGCCCUGACCCUGUUCAACAGCAUCGACAUGGCGCACUUUGACGCGUGCAUCGAGAAGCGCGUUCCGCUCUUUCUUUUUUCUUCCAUUCUGGGUGUCCAUGCCCUGUGCGACACCUUGAGCUAUCGAGACGCCGAGUUCCCUGCUACGCUGACCCGUAUUGUGGGUUAUUUGCACCUGCACCGCGGUAUCCACGGCGUCUUGGAGGGACACAUGGACGAGAUGAGGCAGAGCGAGCUGAAGCCGAUUAUCGAGGCGGGCAUCCGCCUGUACGACACGCGCGGCUCGGGGCCCGAGUGCGAUGAGAUCCUGCGUCGGCUGGAGUCGAGGCUUUCCCAAGAAGAUGAUGACGAUAAGGAGAGGUUGCAUGGGCUGACACAGGCGGUGCAUCGUGUGCAAUUCAUCUUUGAUGCCACGUCGAGUCCGACCGCAAAGGUGCAGAUGAUGUUGGCGUGGGGUACCAUGUUGACGAAGCCGGUCAUGGGCAUGUUGGAGGAAGGGAAGCCGGAGGUGUUGGCGGUUUUGGCGUAUUACUUUGUUUGUCUACAUCUGUGUCGAAAGGCGUGGAUAGCGGGCGAUUCGGGGAGGUUUUUGCUGGAUAGCUUGGCGAGGUAUAUGGCGAGCUUGGGGCCGGGGUGGUCAGAGUGGAUAGAGACGCCGUGUAGGCUGUUAAAUGAGGCGGAUGAAAGGGAGGCAAGAGCGGGGAGUGAUGAGUCUGGGAUAGGGAGUCAAGAACACCAACAGCAGCAGCAGCAGCAGCAGCAGCAGCAGCAGUAUCAGCAGUAUCAGCAGUUAUGAUAAAUGGAGGUUUGGAUACUAACUGCGUCACAUGAUCUCG